Molecule: messenger RNA, 807 nt
Organism: Didymodactylos carnosus
Lineage: Eukaryota; Metazoa; Rotifera; Eurotatoria; Philodinida; Philodinidae
Source: the annotation of a GenBank genome assembly
AUGAAACUUAAUUUUGUAUUGUUGUUUAUAAUAAUUGUUGAUUAUUCUUAUUCUUGUAAUAUUUGGAAAGCAUCCGAUUGUCCACAGGCACCUUCUGUUGAAGAUGAAGAAAAUAUGAAAUCAGAUUUAUAUACACGUGAUCAAUUAUUUGCGUACUGUGAACAAGGAAAAAGAUAUGCCGAUUGUAUCAAUGAACGUUUACAUUGUUGUGAUUUGAGAAGUGAACAUACUGGUGCUCUAGCAGCAUUUGAAGUUGGACUACAACGAAAUGCAUGGAGAUUAGGUAAAUAUUGUGCCGGUUUAGGCGAAAGUACUAUUAUCAAUUACAAAUGUCGUACAACUACACAGCCAACUCAAAGGACAACAACAACGACUGGUAGUACGACGACAGCCAUGCCCGCUUGUGAAGUUGAAGAGGCAGCAAAGGAGUGUAACGAAAUUUUAGAUGAACGUUCAAAAUUUGAAAGUGCUUGGAGUGUGAAUGAAAAAAUGUUAUGGUGUAAAGCGGCGUAUAAUUAUAUUCAGUGUGCCGGUAAACACAUUACGAAUUGUAGCAUUAUGGAAGUUAAAGAUGAUGUUGAACAAUUAAGUAUGUUCAUGGAUUAUAUAAUGAAACAAGCAAAUGUGAACUGUCAAGGUGGGCUGUACGGUUGUGACACUUAUACAAAUGAUGUGCGAUGUAAGCAAUCCGCAAGGAAAUUUUAUAUGGGUGAGACAUUUGGAGGUGCCAUACACUUAGCAACAAGUAGUAUAUUCAAUUUAAUCCUCCCAAUUCUAAUCUCGUCAUUAUUAAUGAUUUAUCGCUAA